CUGGACUUGUGUUUGCACAGUUCUAACCUUUGUCACACCACAAAUGGGUGUUACAGAUAGCAUAGAUGCCAAUAAGCGGUCUGAGGACUUUGGCAUUCAGUGUGGAUACCAGCGGCGGACGCGGGACGUUGUUGCCUGGGCCAAGAAACGGCGUCGCCACAUCCGCAGGGAAGAACUGCUAGCCUUUCUGUGUGGAAAGACUGUGCCGUCGCGGACUGGGUCCCGCAGCCCGCCCCGCAGUGCACGGGAGAGUCCCCGCCUCGGCAGCCAGGAAUACGCACCAUCACAUCAGUCCGAAAUAGAUUUACAGCCAUUUAAGGAUGCCAUAGCCUUACAAGGGUUGAAUGGAGCCAUGGCCAGUUUUGGACUUCGCACCCCAACCUCCCCCUCCCAUAACAUGCACAGCACCCCCAGUCGUAGACGGAACCUAGGAGAACUGCACGCAUUUAUAAGUGAAGAGUUUGCCAAUCACAUGGACAGCAACUCUCCCAAUGGGCGAAAACGGUCCUCUGGGAACGACCUCCUCGGAGACUCUCCUGUUCACAAGAGAAGUCGACACCUAUGAAGGACCCGCGCUCUCGUGCAACCUCUCGAGUGGCAAUGCUACUAGCAAAGUCUGCCCGCUCUAGCUUGUAGCAGCUGUUUCUAAAGUCAUGCCAGCUCAAUGCUCCUCAUGCUAACGUUGAUGUACAGUAUAUACACUAGUGUAGAGACAUGCUUACAUGUGAAUGGGUACUACAUCGCCCAGGUAGAACACCUCUGCUGUGUCACUCAAAAGUGCUGCUGGUUAGCUGGUGGCAUGUUGGAUGUACCAUAACCAACAAGGCACUUUGUUGCUGACUUGAUUAGUUCCUCUGUAGUAUUCCAUACUGGAAGCAAAGGAAAGCUUAGCAAUGCUCCUUUUACCUCCCUAUAUGAAUGUGUAUUGUGACCAGAAACAACUGGACCAAUUGAUAGCUGUAAAAACAGCUUCUUAAAUCUGUGCAGCAAAUAUUAUUAUCAUUGACAAAAAUUUCAACAAAAAUAAACACAAGCUUUCCCACUUUUCUGGAAAUUUCCAAGUUUGUUGAAAAGGACCUCUGUGGUUAUGGUACGUCUGUAUAGGCUUCCAGCCUUUUGUUUAUACUUUUCUUUUACUCUGUGCUACUUGCCUUAUAAAUAUGAGCUACAUAUCUGUUCAGCAGGUUGCAAAAGAGCUAUAUGUGUACUCUAUCUGUAACAUUGCAAUGGAGAAGUGUACAUAUAGAGUUAUUAUUAACAUGAUUAUUUAUAUCAAAAAUGCAUGUGUAUACUUCCAUUUGAAGGAAGUAUACUACAUGUGGAUUCUGUUAUAUAAGCAUGCUGGUUGCUGUCUCAAGCAAUAAAGUGUGAGAAAGCAGUUUCCUUACUUCGUAAAAUUGUUGUUACUCUUAAAGCAUAUGUUCAUUGUUUAAAUGUUCAGCAAAAGUAGUGUAGACAUCAUUUUGAAUUUUGGGUUUGAUUGUCAAAAGUCUUCCCUAUCUGUACUUUGUUUCAUGGUUAGUUCCGUUCUAAUUUGUUGGUUUGGUUAUGAAUAUAGCAAGUUUCACUAUAGAAAUAGAGGAUCCAAAAAAAGGUACAGUAAGUACAUGGGGAUUUAUGAAAUAUUGGGGUUCCUAGCAAACAAGCAAAAUAUAACUUGCAAGUGAAACCCUUUCUGCCCACUGAAAGAACAGAAUCAAGGUACCAACCAACUGACAAAACAAAAAUUCCAUGACAGCAUGCAUAGAAAAAAACUUCAAACAAGAGUUGGAAGUGUAGGUAGUGACCAUUGCUGAAUCAACAAUGGGUCUGUGUGAACCUAAGUGACAUCUGUAUAGAGACGAAUAUGGAACACUUUCGAAUGCCCCACCAAUAAAAAAUUAAAAGUCC
This is a messenger RNA of Branchiostoma belcheri (Belcher's lancelet), 1890 nucleotides long. Its product is annotated as UPF0472 protein C16orf72 homolog. The record is from RefSeq and is a predicted model, not a curated record. The transcript has 2 exons. NCBI's taxonomy places the organism in Eukaryota, Metazoa, Chordata, Leptocardii, Amphioxiformes, Branchiostomatidae. Bases 44 to 565 code for a protein of 173 amino acids.